AUGAUUUUGGCUGUGGGACUAAGGCACCAGCCAGGAGAGACGAGUUUUGCCCAUCAAUCAAAGGAAAAAGUGAUGCAGUAUCGGCUGCAGCUUCAAUCCGUAAGAAAGGAAUCACUCUCACUGAGAGCAUACUUGAACAAAGUAAAAAGUUGCUGUGAUUUGUUGGGAGCAGCAGGCUGCAAAGUUUUUGAAGGAGAUCAAAUCUUGCACAUUCUUGCUGGAUUGGGAGUUGAUUACAACCGAGUUGUAGUCACAAUCACUUCAAAGUUAGAAGAACUGACUGUGCGAGAAGUUUCUGCACUUUUGACGAGCUUUGAGCGAAGGCUAGAUUCAGCUGUGAAGAAUAGCUCAAUCAACAGAGAAGGCUCCAUCCCAACUGCAAAUCUUGUACAAGCUGAAAAUCAAAGGAGCAACUCAAACAGCAACUUCAGAAAUGGCAGAAACAACUAUAGAGGAAAUGGAGGCAGAUCCUUCAACUUCAGGGGAAGAGGUGGCAGAGCAGGAAGAUCUGGUGGCAAAAUCAUCUGCCAACUUUGCCAAAAGCCAGGCCAUGGUGCUAAUAAAUGUUGGCAUCGUUUUGAGCAAAACUUUGUGCCAACUCCUCCUCAAGUGAGAAAUCCAAAUUUGCAAGGCCAAGGAGGGUUCAAUCGAAUGAAUCCUAUUGCUAAUGUUGUCCAAGCCAGGAACCAGAAUGUUGUUCAACACACUGCUUCACCUCAGUAUGCUCCAUCAUAA
Messenger RNA from Salvia splendens (bonfire salvia), 735 nucleotides. RefSeq lists its product as uncharacterized. The coding region runs from base 1 to 735 and encodes 244 amino acids. The transcript has a single exon. Lineage: Eukaryota; Viridiplantae; Streptophyta; Magnoliopsida; Lamiales; Lamiaceae. The record is from RefSeq and is a predicted model, not a curated record.